This is a messenger RNA of Phascolarctos cinereus (koala), 1704 nucleotides long. It is a transcript of the gene STK24, whose product is annotated as serine/threonine kinase 24. Gene Ontology annotation, cellular component: Golgi apparatus; cytoplasm. Gene Ontology annotation, biological process: negative regulation of cell migration; protein phosphorylation. Lineage: Eukaryota; Metazoa; Chordata; Mammalia; Diprotodontia; Phascolarctidae. Gene Ontology annotation, molecular function: protein serine/threonine kinase activity; ATP binding. The record is from RefSeq and is a predicted model, not a curated record.
GCUAAACAAACAGCAGGCAAAGUCUGAUUUGAAGUAACAGGAGAUAGCUUUUCAUUAGCCAGUCAGUUGUUUAAAAAGUGAGACUGCUUGCCAAGGAUAAUGCAGAAGAAAUGUGUUGCAUCAGAGUAUUGUGAAGAAGUGGGGGUUGGUGAAGAAACUUUUCUUUUCUCUCAUCAUCCUCUCUUAAAGCAAAUGAGAAGAGUCCCUCAAGACAUUUGGCUGCUUUGCUUUCUUUGUUUCCUCUCCCUCCAAAUAAAUGGAAUGAAAUUCAAGCUCCCAGGUGGAGAUACCAAAUUGUGGAUAAUAAUGGAAUAUCUUGGUGGAGGCUCUGCAUUAGAUCUACUAGAACCUGGUGCUCUAGAUGAAACUCAGAUUGCUACUAUAUUAAGAGAAAUUCUGAAAGGACUCGAUUAUUUGCAUUCAGAAAAGAAAAUUCACCGAGAUAUAAAAGCUGCAAAUGUUCUGCUAUCUGAACAAGGAGAAGUGAAACUUGCUGAUUUUGGAGUAGCUGGGCAGCUGACAGAUACCCAAAUAAAAAGAAACACCUUUGUGGGCACCCCAUUCUGGAUGGCACCUGAAGUCAUCAAGCAGUCUGCCUAUGAUUCAAAGGCAGAUAUCUGGUCUUUGGGCAUAACAGCAAUAGAGUUGGCUAAAGGAGAACCUCCGCAUUCGGAGCUACACCCAAUGAAGGUGUUAUUCCUUAUUCCAAAGAACAAUCCACCAACACUGGAAGGGAACUACAGCAAACCCCUCAAAGAGUUUGUGGAGGCCUGUCUAAACAAGGAACCCAGCUUUAGACCUACAGCAAAGGAGUUGUUGAAACACAAAUUUAUAAUAAGGAAUGCAAAGAAAACCUCUUACUUGACAGAGCUCAUUGAUAGGUACAAGAGAUGGAAGGCUGAACAGAGCCAAGAUGACUCGAGUUCAGAAGAUUCAGACACAGAAACAGAUGGUCAGGCAUCAGGCGGCAGUGACUCAGGAGACUGGAUCUUCACAAUCAGAGAAAAAGAUCCUAAGAACCUGGAGAAUGGAGCAGUUCAGCCACAGGAACUGGAAAGAAAUAAGGUGAAAGAUAUCCCAAAGAGGCCUUUGUCUCAGUGCUUAUCUACAGUUAUUUCUCCUCUAUUUGCAGAGUUGAAAGAGAAAAGCCAGGCAAGUGGAGGCAACAUGGGAUCCAUUGAAGAACUGAGAGGUGCAAUUUAUUUGGCAGAAGAAGCCUGUCCCGGGAUCUCGGAUACCAUGGUGUCUCAGCUUGUACAGAGGCUUCAGAGAGCUUUUUGUUGGAUUGUCAUUGUGUGGCAUAAAGAGGUUUUGAGUCAGAUAUUCACUGAGUGGUGGAGGAACUUCAUCCCACUGAAAUCUUUUUAGUAUUGGGGUUUUUGUUUUUCCUUCUUUCUCUUUCCUUUUCUAUUUUAAAAAAAAAAAUCAACAAGACCCUGUGGUGACUGCCUUGAAGAGGUGUGUGACUGACUGCAGGGAUCAUCUCCCAUGGCCGGAGGAGGGAGAGCUGCCCACACAGAACAAACAUUCCUCAGUGGCCCACAGCAAGAUGAAGUCUCCCAGUUGGGUGGUGUGUCAGCUUCUUAAAGCUAGUUUUAUUUUGUUACUGUUAUUAUUGUUUUUAAUUUUAACCACAGUGCAUAUAUUCAAGGGAAGUAUCUUUUAAAAAAAACACAAAAACAAAUAAACCAACCCUGAAAUGUA